This is a messenger RNA of Nicotiana attenuata, 1161 nucleotides long. Its product is annotated as GDSL esterase/lipase EXL3-like. Gene Ontology annotation, cellular component: extracellular region. The transcript has 5 exons. Gene Ontology annotation, molecular function: hydrolase activity, acting on ester bonds. The record is from RefSeq and is a predicted model, not a curated record. NCBI's taxonomy places the organism in Eukaryota, Viridiplantae, Streptophyta, Magnoliopsida, Solanales, Solanaceae. The coding region runs from base 46 to 1077 and encodes 343 amino acids.
UACUUCUAUAUAUACAAUGUUAUCUUCUCGUUUAGUGUGAAUAGAAUGGAUUUGUUGUGUGUUGUUUUUCUGUUGUUUAGUGCAUGUGAAGCAAAGUUGCAGCUACCACAGGGUGUUGUUAUAAAGGCAGCUUUCGCUUUCGGAGAUUCAAUAGUAGAUCAGGGUAAUAACAACAAUUUAACAACACGAGCAAAGUGUAAUUUUCUGCCUUAUGGGAAAGAUUUCAUGGGUGGAAAACCAACUGGAAGGUUCAGUAAUGCCAAGACUCCACCAGAUAUGAUAGUGGAAGAACUAGGAAUAAAAGAGCUAAUGCCAGCUUAUUUUGAUCCAAAUUUGAAACUUGAAGAUUUAAAAACUGGAGUAAGCUUUGCUUCAGGAGCUUCUGGAUAUGACCUACUAACAGCUAUUACCGCAACAGCGAUACCAUUAUCAGCACAAUUACUUCUUUUUCAACAAUAUAAGUUGAAGCUAGAGGGAUUGAUCGGGGAAGAAGAAGCCAACUCUAUCAUAAAAAACAGUCUUUUUCUAAUAGUUACUGGCAGUGACGACCUUGCUAAUACAUAUUUCACUCUCAAAAUUCCACGGAAAUGGCAGUACGAUAUUGACUCAUAUACUAAUGUUAUGGUGAAUGGAGCUUCCAAUUUUGUCCAAGAUUUGUACAAUUUGGGAGCAAGAAGAAUUUGGGUAUUUGGGAUUCCACCAAUAGGUUGUUUGCCAUCACAAAGACAAAAAAGUGGAGGUCUAGCUAGAGUUUGCGUCGAGGAAUACAAUCAAGCCGCGCAAUUGGCCAACACCAAAUUGGCAGCUAAAAUUGAUUCAUUGUCCGAAAUUUUGCCACAAUCCGAGCUUGUUUUCAUCAAUAUAUAUGAUCCUCUACUUGAUCUCAUUGACAACCCCGACAAAUAUGGUUUUGAAGAAGUAAAGAGAUGUUGUUGCCGCCCAGGAAAUAACAAGUUCUUACUAUGCGAUAACCACACUGGAACAUGUGAAGAUGACACGAAAUAUUUGUUUUGGGAUGGUUAUCAUCUCACAGAGAAAGGUUAUAGGAUUUUAGUUGAUCAGAUUUUCAAAGAAUAAAUUAACACUUUAUUGUAAACGUGUAUUUCGAUCAACAUCUAGAUAUGUCAUUUCCAGUUAAUAAACAUUGGACUAGGUCGAAAA